Medicago truncatula (barrel medic) is the source of this 1965-nucleotide messenger RNA. Its product is annotated as calcium-dependent protein kinase 2. Lineage: Eukaryota; Viridiplantae; Streptophyta; Magnoliopsida; Fabales; Fabaceae. The record is from RefSeq and is a predicted model, not a curated record. Gene Ontology annotation, biological process: protein phosphorylation. Gene Ontology annotation, molecular function: protein kinase activity; calcium ion binding; ATP binding. The transcript has 8 exons. Bases 1 to 1617 code for a protein of 538 amino acids.
AUGGGGUGUUUGUUAAGUAAAGACAAAGAUUCAGAACCAGAACACAACAAUGGUGGUUAUAGAUAUGGUGAACACAAUCAUAGAAACAAUCAUGAACAAGUCAACACAUCAAGAACAGCACCAACAAGUUCUUAUCAACCUCAAAUACCAACCAAGCCUUCAUCAAUUUCUGCUCCAAGUCCAAAACCUCUUAUCAAGCAAGACAGUAACACAAUCCUAGGAAAAGGUUUGGAAGAUGUGAAACAAUUCUACACACUAGGUAAAGAAUUAGGUAGAGGCCAAUUCGGAGUAACGUUUCUAUGCACCGAGAAUUCAACUGGAUUGCUUUAUGCUUGCAAGUCAAUUUCCAAGAGGAAACUUGUGAGUAAAUCUGAUAGGGAAGAUAUAAAGAGAGAGAUUCAGAUCAUGCAACAUUUGAGUGGUCAACCAAAUAUUGUUGAAUUUAAAGGAGCUUAUGAGGAUAGGAAUUCAGUUCAUGUUGUUAUGGAACUUUGUGCUGGUGGUGAACUUUUUGAUAGGAUCAUUGCUAAAGGACAUUAUAGUGAAAAAGCUGCUGCUUCUAUUUGUAGACAGAUUGUUAAUGUUGUUAAUAUUUGUCAUUUUAUGGGAGUUAUGCAUAGGGAUCUGAAACCAGAGAAUUUCUUGUUGGCUAGUAAAGAUGAAAAUGCACUUCUUAAGGCUACUGAUUUUGGUUUGUCUGUUUUCAUUGAAGAAGGAAAGGUGUAUCGCGAUAUAGUCGGAAGUGCUUAUUAUGUUGCUCCAGAAGUUCUUCGUCGUAGAUGCGGGAAAGAAAUAGAUAUAUGGAGUGCAGGAGUUAUACUAUAUAUCUUACUUAGUGGUGUCCCUCCAUUUUGGGCUGAGACUGAAAAGGGAAUAUUUGAUGCAAUAUUGGAAGGUCAUAUUGAUUUUGAAAGUGAACCGUGGCCUAAAAUUUCAGACAGCGCCAAGGAUCUUGUUCGUAAAAUGCUUAUACAGGAACCGAAGAAACGCAUUACCGCUGCACAGGUUCUAGAGCAUCCUUGGAUUAAAGAUGGUAAUGCUUCUGAUAAGCCAAUAGACAGUGCAGUUCUUUCAAGAAUGAAGCAAUUCAGAGCUAUGAAUAAACUAAAGAAACUUGCAUUGAAGGUGAUUGCUGAGAAUAUGUCCGAAGAAGAGAUCCGAGGUUUGAAGGCGAUGUUUACAAAUAUGGACACAGACAAUAGUGGUACAAUCACCUAUGAAGAACUAAAAGCAGGAUUACAAAGACUUGGCUCAAAGCUUUCAGAAGCUGAAGUUAAGCAACUCAUGGAAGCUGCUGAUGUAGAUGGAAAUGGCACAAUUGAUUGCAUUGAAUUCAUCACUGCUACAAUGCAUAGACACAAGUUAGAAAGAGAUGACCAUCUUUACAAGGCAUUCCAAUAUUUUGACAAAGACAGCAGUGGGUUUAUUACAAGAGAUGAACUGGAAACAGCCAUGAAAGAAUAUGGUAUGGGAGAUGAUGCCACAAUCAAGGAAAUUAUAUCUGAAGUUGAUACAAUUAUAUCUGAAGUGGACACAGAUCAUGAUGGUAGAAUCAACUAUGAAGAAUUCUGUGCAAUGAUGAGAAGUGGAAACCAACAGCAAGUUAAGCUAUUCUAAAGUACUUCUGAGAAGUGCUUCUAAAAUAUCAUAUCAUUGAUAGGCAUGUAAAGUUUUUGAUUUUGGAUUUUUUUUUCUGUUUCUUUUUCUUUCCAUAGACAAUUCAUUUUUGAGUCCUCUUCAAAUCUGUCUUGGACACCGGUUAUAGACAUAGCAAAGUUGAUACUUGAAUAAGAUUACGAUGAGUGGUUUAUAAGUCGCCUACUAAGGCCAUUUUUAAGGACAAAACUGUGAAGGUUCACAUAAGAGCUAAACAACGGUGCAGUAAACUCGAUGUUAUUUUUGUUAAGAUAUCGAUUUGAGACAAAUUGGAACUACUAUAACUUUAGUUCAUUAUUUGAUGUCAAA